Messenger RNA from Thermothelomyces thermophilus ATCC 42464, 2157 nucleotides. RefSeq lists its product as uncharacterized. The coding region runs from base 1 to 2157 and encodes 718 amino acids. The record is from RefSeq and is a predicted model, not a curated record. The transcript has 2 exons. Lineage: Eukaryota; Fungi; Ascomycota; Sordariomycetes; Sordariales; Chaetomiaceae.
AUGGUUACCACUCGGCGCAGCGCACAGCAGCCAUUAUCAGAAGAGGACGAGAUCAGCUCAGAUGCCAGCUCGAUACCGGCUGAAACGCCGCCUCGGCGACGUGCAUCUACUAUCGGAGCUCCCUCGACGCUGAGACCUUCGAGAGAGCCCGCGGCAAGCAACACCGGCCCUGCCAAGCGAAAGCAUUGUCCAGGUGCCACCACCGAAGGACCGCAACUAAAGCGCCAAAGAUCGCCGUUCGAUGUCCGAGACACGAUUGAGGUACAAGGCGAAGAUGACGAUGUUGAUGCGGCCAUCAAAGCCACGAGCUUGCGUCCCGCCUCUCGGAUUGAGGUCUGUCUCCCAAGCGGCCGCUUGUCACGGGAAGGCAACAGAACCAUUUCGGUGGGCGUCCCAUCCGACGGUUCUAUCGCCGACAUCACCGGUCCCCGCCGCCUUCGUGCUCGGCGUCUAAAGCGGCAAGAGCACGAGCCGGACAGCGACUCUUCUCGGGUCCAGCGAGGCCAUGCUGCUAAAAUGGUGCAAGAGGGGGUUCUUCGUGGCGCAGCCCCCCGGGGAUCCAGAGGUAGCCGCGGACUGCAACCCUCCUCUCCGACAAAACCUCCGGCUGAUAUCUACGAUAUUCCAUCGGACGGCGACUCGGACCAACCCAACCCUGCACCCGCCCGAGCCUCAAGGACAAUCAACAACCGGCAGACUCAGAGGCGACGAAAGCCAACAGGGACGUCGCCACGCCGGCCACAUUCUCCCAUCCGAGAUGUCAGGCUUUCUUCCACCCGCGAAGAGAAACAAUCGCAAUCAGCCACUGUUACGGCAUCCCGUCGUGAAGCUCACCGGACUGCUUCCGGACGUGGUUCAAAUGCUGGACCGCCACGCCUAGGCGAGGAGGUCCAGGAUUCAGAGGACGAAAUUGGACCAGAAGGAGGUCGGAGUACCGGUAGGGAUGCGGAAGAGUCUGUGGAUACGGGAGCAACAGAAGAAUCAGAUGGUUCGGAGUCUGACGAAGCAACGAGGGGGCCAAGGUUGGAAGGGAUCCAAGUGCGCCCUUACAGGGACAAUGAGCCCACCAUUCUCGCAUACAGCGAACAUCUCAGCAAUAUGUUGGAACUUAUGGGUAGACGAGGCUGGACAGAAGCAGGCCGCAGGUGGAUGAAACUGUGCUCCAUCAUGCCCGACUCCGACGAAGACUCGCCUGCAAGGACAAGACUUGGAAGGCGAAUUUUGAAUGAUCUCGGCCGCCUGAACGACGAGCUGGAUGACAUUCCGAACGCGUUGGAUCUCGGUCAGCAAUCUCAAGCCCUUGCCAGCAGACAACAGGCACUGAACGGAGCGAUAUCAAGCGUCGACAAGACAGUGCGGAAGAUUGAAAGACGAGCGGGUCCGGCCCCUGAUGGCCAGGGAAGCCAAAGUGGCUCGCGACUUUUCAGGCGGCUUGCUGAUGACCUCACGAAGUGCGUCAUUCCAAUGCUUGUUCUCGUGCUGCGCACGGCUUUCGCCAUCGGGGUAGACGAGCCCGACGCCGAGGCCACUGACUCAACCCCCCCGAGAGGCGCCUUCACGUGGACUACGGUGCAAUACCUGAUGGUCAUCUUGGCGUGGCUUUCCCGCCUCCGGAGACUGAUAUCUGGGAACCCUAGCCCGGCAGCUGAAGGGACCGAAACAUUCUCCGCUCAGCAAAGAGCCGACCCCGACGACGCGAAGCAAAACCGCGAAAGAUUUGGCGUGAUUGUCAGGAAGUGGAUACAACAGCUCCGGCACGAGGUAGACACCUACAACCAACAAGCUGAUCUCAGACUUGCCCGGCACCAGAUGAAACAGCGGGAUAGAAAGGUUCGGGAACAAAGACAGAGAGAGGAAGAGGUAGAGAUGGCGGCCGCCAGGCUGCAGGAAGAGGCGUUCCGAUUGUCGAUGCAGCAGAUGGCGAGCAAGCCUCGUCCCCUGGCUGAGAAGUUCUACAAGGCUACGGAACACUGGGGCCUUCCACCCGCCGGCAGCGGAGAUACAAGUGGCGCUCGCAACCCGACUCCUUCCGCGCCUCGUUCUUCCAGCUCUUCAAUGUUUCUCACCCCUGCGCCAGCGAGACAACAAUCUGCCCUACCAUCUCCCGUGUUGGGUGACCGCCCCUGGUCCGAGUGGGAGAUAGAUACCUUCCUUUAG